AUGAUCUCAAAAGCUCCAGUUAGAAAGAGAAUCAGAAGACUCCCCCCUGAAAAGAGACAAAAGGUUUCCACUGCCUGUGAUUCAUGUAAACGUAGAAAGUUUAAAUGCACAGGGCAAACCCCCUGUGACGUAUGUGUAAGAAAGGGAACAGAAUGUACAUACACUAUUAUCGAUAAACGUUCCUUGAAGAGUGAACGCAUGGCCAAGAAAAAGUUGGAAGAGGAAAAUCAAUACCGUCGACAGUCCAUUGAACUGGAUGAACAGGACGAUCCAUUUAGAAAACAACUGUUUCUGGAUACGUCCCUGAUUCAAAUAUCCCCUUCAAAUAUGUCCAAUGUGUCACCUCCACAUGUAUCACCUCCGCAAGUAUCACCUCCUCCUCCUCCACACAUGGCCCAGCAAAUCAUGCAACAACAACCACAAUAUCUUUCACAGGUUUCACCAUCACUACCUCCUCCUCCACCUCAACAGUACCAACCACAGCCAUACCAACAACCUUAUGCUCCUCAAUAUGCACCACAAUAUCCACCUCAACAAUACGCACAAUACCCCCAGCAAUAUCCCCCACAUCAUCAACAACAACAAUACCCACCUCAGGUUCCAGUAGGCUAUCAACAACCUCCACCACCACCUCCAAUGCAACCACAUCUUCAACAAGCCCACCAAUCAUUACCACCACAACCCUUGUAUGAUUCCAGACAACCAAGUCAGCAAAUAUCCCCAACCAAAAAUCCUCAUGGUAUUUUGACCCCAGAAACCACUCCAAACUCAAACUACAACGGCAAUGGACACUAUAUUCCUAAAUCUUUACAACCAUUAUUGUCGUUCCCCUUGGAUAACGAAGAGGAUACCCCUCCACCGGAAGAAGAUGAAGACAUGACCAAGAAGAAAUCAGGUGACAAGAAGAAGGACGGUAUCUCCAACCAAUCUGGAAAAUCUGCAAUUUUAUUAGUGGACAAGUCGAAUACAUUCAGAUAUAUGGGAGAGACCAGUCCAUUGUCUUUGUUGUAUGAAGCAAGAAAUAUCUUUGUCCAAUAUGUCGGAAAGACCAAGCUUACCGAAGACCUUCGUGGAUGUCCUGUGAUUGACAAGCCGGCACCUAUUAGAAAUAGGGUGUCUAUUCAAUUACCUCCAGUAGAAGAGCGUGAUUUGUACAUUAACAAUUUUAAGUGGAAUAUCAAUGAUACAUUUUUCAUUUUCGAUAUGGAUAGGUUUUAUAAGGAGAUUGUCGAGGUGGUUUAUCGCGAUCCAAUGAAUGAACAUAACAAGGCGGUUUUGAUUAUCUUGUACUUUGUCUUGGCUAUUGGUGCGACUUAUAGUGAUUUCAGUAAUGGUGAUCCAGAAGCAAUUAAAGGUGCUGCUUAUUUCGAUAGUGGAUUGAACUUGUUGAAGGAUGUUGUUGAAGAUUCCGAGAUUUGGGUUGUAAUCAGUCACUACUUGCAAUUUCACUAUUACCAGUCAAUUUUAAAGAAGUCUACUGCGUGGAUACAUUUAAAUCUUGCCAUUAAGUAUGCUCAAUCUAUUGGAUUGCAUCGAAGUUUUGUCAAUGAACAAUUCUCUAAGAAGUCGUUUGAGACGGAGUAUAGAAAGAGAUUGUUUAGAAGUCUUUAUUCUUCGGACAGAAUCAGUUCGGUGUUUAUUGGAAGACCAUUGUCUAUCAAUGAUUACGAUUGGGAUGAUCCUACCCGAUUCAAAAGCUCGAACUUGCCAUUAACUGCGUUGGACUUCAAUUCCAAGUGUCAAAUUGAACUCACCAAGAUAUGUACCUUGAUUGGUCGUAUUGUCAGUAAUUUCUAUCGUGAUAGAAUAAUUGACAUAAAUCGAACCAGAAACUUGGCCAUUGAAUUAAAGAUGUGGUCCAAGAACCUUGAUCCUGAUUUAUCCAUUGAGAAUAUCUUGAAACCUACUGAAAUACCCGAUAAUGAAGCUCAUGGAAACACGCAGAUUUUGUUGAUGACGCACUUGUUGCAGUUGUAUGCCGUUAUGUUGUUGAGUCGACCAUUCUUUAUGUACGAGGCUGUGUCGGCCAUUAAUGCCGAGUUGAAGGAUACCAUCAAGGAUAAAGAGUUGGUCAAGGACUUCCGCCAGGCUGCUACCAAGAGUUCCAUCUUGGCAAUCAAAUUGAUGAACCACUACAUAAAUACUGCUUUCAAGGACUGUAAGCGUAUGGAGUGUUAUAUUAUCAUCACUUGCUGUUUCUACUCGUCCAUUAUGAUCAGUAUUACUAUUCUUUCUGGUGGUUUUGAGCAUGAAGGGUAUUCCGAAAGUGAUUUGAUUGACUUGUUAAAGAGUGCCAAGUAUGUCUUGAACCACUUCUCCAAAUGCAACAAGGGUGCAUUAAGAUAUGCGGAAAUCAGCACCGAUAUGAUUGACGCUUUGGUGCAUAGACACGACAAGGGUGGCAAAGCCAAGCACGACACCGAUAGUGAGAAUGAGAGUGUUGAUAGUGAAGAGCUCGACUAUAGAGUGCUCAAUGACUACAAUUUCAUUGAUGACCCCAAUAACAAUAUGCAGUCGUUGAUUGAAUUCCAGCAGUUUUUCGUACCGCAGGAGAUUGCGCCUACUGGUGGAUCCGUUGAUGUGAAUACUACCAUGCCUUAUGACUAUGGUAAUUAUGAGUUGUUCUUUGGUGACAAGUAUUAAGAUUAGGACCUUUUAGUUUUUUAUGGAUGUUGUUUAUUUUGUUUUAUUAUAUAUAUAUAUAU
Messenger RNA from Spathaspora passalidarum NRRL Y-27907, 2705 nucleotides. It is a transcript of the gene FGR27, whose product is annotated as Fgr27p. The record is from RefSeq and is a predicted model, not a curated record. NCBI's taxonomy places the organism in Eukaryota, Fungi, Ascomycota, Pichiomycetes, Serinales, Debaryomycetaceae. The transcript is spliced from 2 exons. Gene Ontology annotation, biological process: regulation of DNA-templated transcription; DNA-templated transcription. Gene Ontology annotation, molecular function: DNA-binding transcription factor activity, RNA polymerase II-specific; DNA binding; zinc ion binding. The coding region runs from base 1 to 2643 and encodes 880 amino acids.